CAGAAGAGGGAGAGAAAGGGAGAGAGGGAGAGAGAUAAACGACGGGAGAGGAGUCUGAUAGAGCGAGACGGCGGAUCAAAGAAUCCGGAGGAGGGAGAGAACGUGCCGAUCCGCGGCGCGGUGGGAGAGACCGCGAGAUCGCGUCGACGAAAUACAAAGAGUGGGAGAGAGAGAGAAUGAGAGACGGUGAUAGAGGGAGCGAAUAGGAAGAGGGGGAAAGACGAACUCUCCUCCCGGUGGAGAGAGAAUCCAACGUGGAGAAAGAGGAAGUCGGGCCGCGAACGCGGGACGAGGAGAGCGAGUGGUGAGAGAGAAAGAGCCGGACCCGGCGUGAGGAGAGGGAAAACCACGGGGGCUUUUGAAAAAGUUUUAUCUUGUCGGUGCGCUCGGCCUCUCAGACGCUACCGAACGCCGGUACGGUGUUGUUGGGCCACGGCGUGGUCGCGGCCUCCUCGGCGACGUGUUUCUAGGAAAGAGAACGAACGGAGAGAGAAAGAAAGGAAGAAAGAGAGAGAGAGAGAGAGAGAGAGAAAAAGGCAGAAAAUCCCGCUCGUGCGCUCGCGAUUUCUGGUCCCGGUCCGGUCCUCCCGUCAACUUCCGUCCAUCUCGUUCGCCCGCGCGCCCGCGAACGUCCGCGCGAGAGAAUCCCGCGAGGACCGCCGAGGAGGAGGCUCUCGACGAACAUCAUCCGCAGGAUAAGAGGGCAAAUUCCUUCUGCGUGUCCUUGGAGGAAUUAUUUUUCCUUCGACCGUCUCGCCAUGUACCGUCGCUGAGGUGUCCCGCAGUGCCUAUCGAGAGAAAGAGCGAGCGAGAGAGAAGGAGAAAGAGGGACGAAUACGGCGAGGUAGGAAGAGAGAGAGAGAGAGAGAGAGAAAGAGGGUCAGUCAGGAAGAGGGCGAAGAGGUCGAGAAGUGACUCCUUGCCGGUCGCGACAGACGGCCAGCGGCAAGAUGAAGAACCGUGUGUUGCUAAAGAGUGCAUUGCUCCUGUUGCUGAUCGCGGCGGAUGGCCUGGUGACAGCAUCAGAGGAUGACGACUUGAUUUUCGAUCCAGAAGGCAAACUAACUGCGGCUCAAGUACCAUUGAUCGAAAAGCAUCAGGACGAUUCUAUUUUUCGCAGGAUAAAGAGAGGAGUUUUGGAUUUAAUUACAUCGCUAUCCACGACCACGACCACGACAACUACACCACCGCUGUCAGAUCAAGAAGAAGAAAAUGAGAUUCAAAAUCAGGAUAUUGACAAAUCCGUCAUCUUAAAUGUUGGAGAUGAAGGAAAUCAUACUCUUGAUCAGCCUGAAGUGCCAAAUGCCAAAACGGGUAUCGGUGUCAUCCAAAGAUUGGUUCUCGAAAAGAACGAAGACAAUGACGAAGUAGAUGAGCACGACAAUGAAAUUAACAACCCUGCAGAAAGUCAAAGAAUACUACUAACGUACGGAAAUACCGAUGAUGAAGAUUUGGCUGGUUCAGGAGAGAUCGAAGGCAGCGCAGGCGAAGUGGAUUACUCUCCCAACUCAGGAAACACACAUCGCAAUACUGACGGCAAAGCACGCUUCUAUCGAAUAACACUGACAGUUGGCGAGCCCUACAGACGAGAAUACGCUGACAGAAACAGUCUUGAAUACCGAGAAUUGAGUAGCAAUCUUACACACGCCGUCGAGAAUUUGUACAAUCGUCACAUUCCAGGAUACAAUCAUUUCGCCAGCGUCGUCAAGAUAUCACCAACGACCGACGCUUUUACGUCGCAAGUUACUCUAGACAUUGGUUCGACAUUCACGGACGAGCUCGAAGUGCGUGCUAUCCUAGAGCAACAGCUGCAAUAUCAUUCCUUGGGCAGUAUCCAAGUAGGUCCGGAGGGAUUCACAUUCAGGAUAUUCCAAGCCGGAGAGAAGGACACGCAGCCGGAAUGCGAUCAGAUGACAGAAUUAAGGUGCAGAAGCGGCGAAUGCGUACCUCUAGAAUCUCGAUGUGAUGGUGUAUCGCAAUGCAACGAUAAUUCCGAUGAGGACAACUGCCCGACAGAUUCGUUGAAUAAGACACGCGACGAUUUUGAAUACACCACCGUGACAUCACAACAUCCCUCGCUACAUUUCCCGACGGAGACGACUCACACGGUAAAUCCGGAGGUACCGGACACCGACGACAAGCAGACCGAGGAGUCCACGCUGAGGUCGUCUUCGAACAAGUGCCGCGCCGAUGACACGGUACGCUGUCACGACGGCAGUCGUUACAUCUGUUCGGUACAGCAGUGCGAUGGCGUUCCGGACUGCGAUGACGGUGGUGACGAGAUCGAUUGCCCGCAUCCAGGCUGUAGUGCUGGCGAGUUCGCGUGCGACGUAAGCAGAUGUAUAUUGGAAUCUCAACGAUGCAACUUUGUGGAGGAUUGCCAAGAUGGUAGCGACGAACAUGACUGCAAUUAUCCAGCUUGUUCUUCGACCGAAUUCAUAUGCAGAAACGGGCAGUGCAUCGACAGUAACAGAUACUGCGAUGGCGUGCAAGAUUGCCACGAUGGAUCCGAUGAACACAAUUGCCCCUGCAAGGAAGACCAAUUCGAAUGCACGCCUGGUUAUUGCGUGCCCUUAUCACGACGCUGUGACGGAUACACGGACUGUAUCGGUGGAAGGGAUGAACAAAAUUGUUACAACAUGACACGAUGUCGAGCGGACGAAUUCGAGUGCGCCAGCGGUUCGUGUGUCAGCAAAAAUGCAAGAUGUGAUGGACGAAACGAUUGUCUCGAUCAUUCUGACGAAUAUAAUUGCAAUGUAACCACCUGUAGUGGGGAUCAAUUCCGUUGUCUGGAUGGCAUCUGCUUAAGUAUCGACAAGCGUUGCAACGGAAUCGCCAAUUGCCGUAACGGCGAAGAUGAGAAUCAAUGCGGUUGCGGAGACACCGAGUUUCGCUGCACGGACGGCCACUGCAUCAGCUACGUGUUGCAGUGCAACGGGGUGAACGAGUGCUCUGAUGGCUCUGAUGAGAGGGACUGCGGUUUGGCUCCAUGCCCUUCCACGGACUUCACCUGCGGGGAUGGCUCUUGCAUAUCGAAAAGCUCGGUCUGUGACGGAUUCGACGACUGCCCCAGGGCAGAAGACGAGCUUUAUUGCGAGCGGGAAUGCACGCCUAACCAGUUCAAAUGCGCCACCGGGAACAAGUGCAUCGAGGAUGUCUACAGGUGCGACGGCCAUCCGGAUUGUCCAGAUCACAGCGACGAGGACUGCGCCCCGUCCGCUAACGACACUACACACACCACUUCACCUACCACCAACCCGCCCGAUCCACGCUGGACACCCGAACGCAGGAGGGAAUGCGAUCCGAGGACAGAGAUGCGCUGCGAUGAUGGGGGUUGCGUUCUCUUACGACGUAAAUGCGACAAUAUCUUCGACUGUCUCGACGGCAGCGACGAGCGCGGCUGCGGGGUAUGCACACCUGCCGAAUGGAAGUGUGCCAGUGGCGAAUGCUUGCCGGAAAACCAAAGGUGUGACGGAAUAACGCAGUGCAGCGACGGAUCUGAUGAGGAUCUAUGUGUAACCGAAUGUCCACCUGGGUGGUUUCGAUGCAACGAUGGAGUGUGCCUCGACGUUAAGAGACGUUGCGAUGGCCGACCGCAUUGCUUGGACGGCUCCGACGAGUUCAAUUGCUCUCGUAACAAAUGCCCCGACGGUCAACUACCCUGCGACAAUGGCGUCUGUAUCAAUAAGAACUUCUUCUGCGACCACAAUAUCGACUGCCAUGACGCUAGUGACGAACGAAAUUGCCCGGAGAGCGGAGAGACCGGCAGUUCAGGCCACGAAUGCCACGAGGGUAGCUUCAUCUGCAGCGAUGGCAGCUGCAUACCUCCAACUGCAGUGUGCGAUGGACGUGCGGAUUGUCCGCACGAUGAAGACGAGAUUAACUGCCGUCGAGGAUGCACUCGGGACCAGUUCCAGUGCGCCAAUGGAGAUUGCAUCCGCGCCGAUCAGAGAUGCAAUGGGUUCAUCGAGUGCUCCGACGGUUCCGACGAGCCGGAGGAAUGCGAGCCGCCAAAGCCAACAUCAGGUCAAUGUGUCGCGGAUCAAUAUAUGUGCAUUUCGGAUAGAAGAUGCGUCCCAUUACUAUAAUUGACAACGCGACUUCCUGACUUUCUCGCCUAAUCAAGAUAAUCUAAGCGAUUCUGCGAAAACGCAGCAUAAUGACACGCAUUUAACGACGAAACUAAAGAUCGCGAAGCGGUAUGCUCGCACGAAGAGUGGAGGUGCAAGAGCGGCGAUUGUAUACCUCAACAUCAACGUUGUGAUCGCCGGAUUGAUUGCCCGUACGACGACAGCGACGAGCUGGGCUGUCACUAUAGAGCGAUGCAAAGAAAUCACAGUAGGUGCAGCGCGCAUGAAUGGACGUGCAAUGACGGUCAUUGCAUCCCGCUGCAUCAGCGGUGCGACAAAAGGCUCGACUGUCCUAGAGAUAUGUCCGAUGAGAUGGAUUGCAGUUAUGAUAAUUAUACCGAUGGAACAUCUGACCUUAGACUGAAGACUUAUCCCAGUGAACAAGUGAUUAAAGAAAGUCGCGAGGUCGUGUUCCAAUGCCGUGACGAGGGUCUUCUACGUGCCAGAGUACGUUGGAUUCGCGGCAACGGCCUUCCUCUGCCGCCCGGCAGCCGAGACAUCAACGGUCGCCUGGAGAUACCCAAUAUUCAACUCGAGCACGCUGGAUCCUACAUCUGCGAAGCCUUGGGUUAUCCACCGUCCACCCCAGGUCGUCAAGUGACCGUUGUUCUUACUGUUGAAAAAUUUGAGCAGCCAGCCACCAGACCACCACAAGUGUGCCAGUACGAUCAGGCUACCUGCAGCAACGGCGACUGUAUUCCCAAAUCGUACGUUUGCGAUGGUAAAUUCGAUUGCACCGAUGGAUCCGACGAGAUGCGGUGCAGUCCGCACGGAUGUGAGCCCAACGAGUUUCGCUGCAAUAAUAAGCAGUGCGUCAGCAAGUUGUGGCGUUGCGACGGCGACAAGGACUGCGCGGACAACAGCGACGAGGAGAACUGCGCGCCGUCUCCCCCGGGAUCUCCGUGCCGUUACAACGAGUUCGCCUGCAGCAGCAAUAAACAGUGCAUCCCGAAAAGCUACCACUGCGACAUGGAGCGCGACUGCUUGGACGGCAGCGACGAAGUUGGAUGCUCUCCCGUUUACAUCGUGAAACCUCCACCACCAAUGGUCGUCCUCGUGCCGGGCGACAUGUUGGUCCUUACCUGUACCGCAAUCGGUGUUCCGAUACCGGAAAUCAACUGGCGUCUCAAUUGGGGACAUAUCCCCGCGAAAUGCACAACUGUGUCCACUAAUGGAACGGGUACAUUAACGUGUCCAGAUAUACAGGUGGAGGACCAAGGUGCGUACUCGUGCGAGGCGUUGAACGUCGGAGGCUUCGUCUUCGCCGUGCCGGAUGCCAUCGUUGUCGUGAACGAUCGCAAUAUCUGCCCUAAAGGCAAAUUCAAUUCUGAAGCGAAGACUGUUGAGGAGUGUAUCUCAUGCUUCUGCUUCGGCGUCGCCACCGAAUGCCGCAGCGCCGAUCUCUUCACUUAUCAGAUCCCGCCACCAUUCGACCGCCACAAGAUUGUGUCGGUUGAAACCAUUCCGACGAUUAGAAUCCACGGUGACGUUAGUAAUCAAAUAUCCCAGAUCCGUUCGCUUGGCCGGGACGGCGUUCAGCUGUUGGAGUCCUUCAGUAACGAUUUGAAUGUGUACAACAUUCCUUACUUCGCGCUGCCGGAGAACUAUCACGGCAGUCAAUUGAAGUCCUACGGCGGCUACCUAAGAUACUCAAUUCGCCACAGCGGUAACGGCACGCCGAACUACGCCCCUUCCGUUAUUUUAAGUGGCAACAAUUACGUCUUGGUGCACAAAGGUGAAGAGCCAACGCCGGAUUACGAGAACGAGAGGUCGGUCAGGUUCUUCUAUGGCGAUUGGUAUAAGCAACAAGGAAGAAGCGAAGUCCUAGCUUCCAGGGAGGAAAUCAUGAUGACGUUGGCAAGCGUUGACAAUAUUCUUAUAAAGGUGAAAUACGACGACUCUUCGCAGCUAGAUGUUCGUCUCACUAAUAUCAUUAUGGACACCGCUGAUGCGCGAAAUACUGGCCUAGGAUCCGCGUCCUUCGUCGAAGAAUGUCAAUGUCCUACAGGAUACACUGGUCUAUCUUGCGAGCAUUGCGCACCUGGUUAUCUGAGACGCGAAAGCGGGCCCUGGCUUGGCCAAUGUUACAGAGAUGAACCACCGUGUCCCCCAGGAUACUAUGGCGAUCCUUCAAGAAACAUCCCUUGCCAGAUUUGUCCUUGCCCGCUUACCAAUCCAUCGAAUCAAUUUGCUCGCACGUGUCAUCUUGGCUCUGAUGGCCAACCCACGUGUGAUUGUCCUUCUGGCUACGUUGGACGCAGGUGCGAGCAGUGUGCCACCGGUUACCAAGGGAAUCCUCUUAUUCCUGGAGAUAUGUGCGUCCCGCUUCAGCAAUGUGAUCCUAACGGUAGUCUUAGUCCUAACGCCGAUCCACAUACCGGAAAAUGUCAUUGCAAGCAAUAUGCAACGGGUCUCACUUGCAACCAAUGUAAGGCGAAUACCUUUAGUCUGGCCUCGACGAACCAAUUUGGAUGCAUAGCUUGUUUCUGUAUGGGCAUCACCAACAGAUGCGUCUCCUCUAAUUGGUAUAGGAACGAGAUUCGUGUAUCGUUUACCAACUCGAUUCGAGAUUUCUCUCUGAUCGAAUCCAAGAGCACUAACGCACCAGACAUUGUAGAAGGAAUUCAUCUAAACACCAUUAACCGAGAAAUAGUUUAUAGCGAAUUUCCCAAUCGUGGUAACAACGACGUCUACUAUUGGCAAUUGCCCAGCAUUUUCUUAGGAGAUCAAAUAACAGCUUACGGUGGUAAUCUCAAGUACACUGUCAGAUACGUGCCCUCUCCAGGCGGUCAAAGUUCAAGGAACAACGCCGCGGACGUCGAACUCAUUAGCGCUAACGACAUCAACUUGCUUUACUACUCCCGCGAGUCUCCCGAGCCUAACUCUCAGCAAUCAUUCACUGUACCAUUGCUCGAGCAAUAUUGGCAACGUAAUGAUGGAACUCAAGCGGACAGGGAGCACCUUCUAAUGGCUUUGGCGGAUGUACGAGCCAUCAGAAUCAAAUCGCAAUUAAAUGAUAACUAAUAAUAAACAAAAAACGACUAUUUAAGGCUCUCCUUCGUGUCUUUGGACACCGCCGAAAAAUAUAACACAGGUAAAGCUCGCGCAGUCGAGGUUGAAGAGUGUUCUUGUCCCGCCGGCUACAGAGGACUUUCAUGCGAGGAUUGUGACGUUGGUUACACCCGGGCCAUUGAAGGUCUCUACUUAGGCAUCUGCGAACCGUGCAACUGUAAUAAUCACUCGAAUCAAUGCGAUCCCGAAACUGGCACUUGUGAGAAUUGCGCUCAUCACACUACGGGUGAGUACUGCGAACUGUGUGAACCGGGAUACGAAGGAGACGCUACUCGGGGCACCCCGAACGAUUGCACGUAUAGAAAUCAAAGACCCGAACCAUGCAGAUGCAACGAGGCUGGUUCACGCAGCACUUCUUGCCUCGACGGUCGAUGCGAGUGUAAGAGGAACGUUGAGGGUCCAGAAUGUAAUCGAUGUCGCCCAUCGACAUACGGAUUACGCGCCGAGAACAUUGAUGGAUGCAUCGAGUGUUACUGCAGCGGGGUAACUGAUCAAUGUCAUGAGAGUACAUUAUACGUACAACAAAUACCGAUGUGGGUAUAUGACUCCCAUCACGGCUUCACUCUUACGGACUCGACUAGACGCGACAUAAUCGACGACGGCUUCGAGCUAAAUGUGGCAAUGAAUGAAAUCGGCUAUCGCUAUCCGGACAGCAGAAGCCGCAGAUUGUUCUGGUCGCUUCCGAGCGUUUUCACCGGUAAUAAAGUGAAGAGUUACGGCGGGAACUUGACUUUGACGCAGCAUAUCACCGCGUAUCCUGGCGCUCAAAGUUACAAGGAUCAAGACAUUCUGCUGAUUGGUAACGGCAUCACAUUAUUCUGGACGAAUCCGGUGGAGCUCCAGCCUGAAAUUCCGCUGACCUACACCGUUCCGUUGAAAGAGCAUGAUUGGAGAAGACUGACUACUGAAGGACCGCGCAGCGCUUCUAGGACGGAUCUCAUGAUAGUGCUUUCCAAUCUAGAAGCUAUCUUGGUCCGCGCAUCCCACAGCGAGCGAAUGACUGCAACAUACAUUAGCGACAUCAGCAUGGACACAGCUGUAGAAAAUCUGAUUGGAAAUCGACGUGCGACUCAGGUUGAAGCUUGUCGUUGUCCGACCGGUUACACGGGCACCUCCUGCGAAACCUGCGCUCGCGGUUAUUAUAGAGACACCAGCGAUCGGACUAUCAGUUACCUGGGCGCGUGUAAUCCCUGUCCAUGCAACAAGAAUGAAGAGAGCUGCGAAAUCAGCAGAUCCGGCCAUAUCAAAUGCCACUGCCUGCCAGGAUACACCGGGCAGUAUUGUCAAGACAGUGGUGAGCUCAUGGUAAGCCUAAUGCCGAUGAACGGCGAAGUCGAGCCGUAUUCCACGAUCCAAUUUACGUGCAACUAUGACUAUCCAGACAUGUUUUACAUCUAUUUUAAAUUGUCAUCGUUCGACGGAUUUCCCAUAACUGCGCGGAGUGGCGAAAUUGAGCCGAUAAAGAAGACAGAGAAAGGAGCUGUCCGUACUUGGUUCGUCCACAUGGGGGACGUCCCCUGCAACGUGGAGUGUCACAUCGUGAAUGACCGCGGCAAAGAACUGGUCAAAAUUGUGACGUCGAUUACGCCAGUUGGAGAACCGCAAACAAGUACGCAGAGCCCAGUAUCUCCACCGAAAAUCAUAGUUUACAUACAGGAAAAUGAAUUCCAGAUCGUCCAUACAGGAAAAACCGUCCGAUAUCACUGCACAGCCAGAUCCAGAGAACAUGAAUCGGUGAACAUUAGAUGGGAGAAAGAAGGUGGUCAAUUACCGCCUGAUAGGAGCGUGGACGAUUCGAAUGGACUUUUGGUCAUUAGAGAUGUGAAGGUGUCUGAUAGCGGCAUAUACGUCUGUCAAGUGAGCGACGGAACAAACAUUGGAUAUAAAAAAGUCACACUAACUGUUGGAGGAGCCAAUCCGGUAGAGCCUAGAGUCACUAUAAGUCCAUCGUCUCAGCAAGUGAGGGAAGGUGAACCUGUUGAGUUCCGUUGCGAAGCCACUGGUAAUCCGCCACCCCAACUGGAUUGGAUAAGAGUUCACGGAAGCAUGAGUCCGGAGGCGACGUUCUACAACGGCGUAUGGAGUCUUCCAGCCGCGUCGAAGAACGACGCAGCCGAGUACAAGUGCGUCGCUAGAAACAACGUUGGCAUAGAUGAAAAGACUACUCUCUUAUACGUUCAAGAUAAUCCUAAUAAACCACCACCUCAAGGCCUACCGCCAACUAUAACUCCGUCCGAAUGGUCCGGAACCAGCGAAGACGUCGUUAGGUUGAUCUGCACACCGUCUCAACAUGCAAAUGUCACCUGGUCGAGGUCCGGCGGAUUGCCAUUGCCUUAUACCGCCAGUCAGCGUGACGGUAUUUUGACGAUCACCAAUCCCACCCCCAGCGAUUCCGGCAUAUACGUGUGCACCGCGACGAGUGUUCGCGGAACAGAGACGAGCACCACUGCCAGGAUUACGAUAACAUCUCGGAGAGAACCACCGUCAGUCAAGGUCAGACCGGAACGGCAGGAGGUGAAGCAGGGCACUGUGGCUGAAGUACGAUGCAUCACCAGCGGAGAGCCAGGUCUACAGGUGAAAUGGAGCAAGUACACGGAAACGAUGAGCUCCCGUGUCCAACAAGUAGGGGACACACUUAGGAUCAUUAACGUCCAGGUCUCCGAUCGAGGAGUGUACCUCUGCCGAGUUACUAGCCCCACAGGCAGUUACGAGGCCAGUGCCAUCAUCGAAGUUGAACCUCGUGAAGCUCCAGUUUUAGAGCUGUAUCCACAAGAUAUACAAACUGUCAUCCUCGGCGGUUCCGCGGAUCUUCAGUGUCGUGCGAAGGCCGGUUUCCCGGUGCCCGAGUUGCGAUGGUCUCGCCAAGACAAUCGACCAUUCGCCUCCAACAUUGAGCAGCUUCCUGGUGGACUUCUUAGACUGUCGAACAUCACAGAGAACGACGGCGGUGCCUACAUCUGUUCCGCGUCAAAUGAAGUCGGCUCGACGUCAGUCAUCGCGCAUAUCGAGGUGCAGUCUAUGCCUGUGAUCACCAUCACACCGCAGCACGGUAUCUUGCAGGUGAAACGCGGAAGUAGAGUCCGUUUGAUGUGCAGCGCAAACGGUCAUCCGCAACCAAAUGUGGCUUGGAGCAAAUAUGUGAACGGAAUAACGAUACAGGACACAUAUAGCAGAACAGCGGCUACUCCUUUAAGUGCCGUUUACGAAAUAUUCUCUGUUUCACCCGACGAUGAAGGAUCUUACACUUGCACAGCUACGAACGCCGUAGGAAUAGCCGAAGAACGUGUCCAGAUCCGUAUCGAGGAUGAUGACGAUUAUGUCCCUUGCACUGGCGACAGAGGUGAUAUUCCAUGCGACGAUGAUGGACAGCGAUCACAACCUGAUUCUAGGGACCCGAAUCAAACAGAGGGAGGAGUAUUGAUUCCCAAAGACUACUUGAGAAUCCCAGACGGUGGCAAAGUGGAGAUGCGUUGUCAGGUCUUCGGACCAGAUGGGGACCACAUCUAUCUGGACUGGAAGAGAAGCGAUCAUCGUUCCCUCCCAGAAGGUAGCACAGUGCACAAUGGAGUGUUAAGUAUCCCGACUGUUGAUAGAAACGCGGCUGGAGAAUACAUCUGUUUGGGCUUGGAUCCUGCCGGCACAGUGCUCUUCCGGGCGAAAUCUCAUCUUGAAAUUAUAUCUCCACCAAGAAUUGAAUUAAAUCCAACGCGCCAGACAGUAGGACCUGGAGAAAAUCCAUCUAUAAUUUGCACCGCUACGGGAGACGAACCCCUGCACAUCGAGUGGAAAGCUAUAGGACGCCCGUUACCAUAUUCUGUAUCGGACAGCGGUGGCAUCCUGCAAUUCCAUGGCAUUACAUAUUCCGACGCUGGCAAAUACGUGUGUAAAGCGACGAACGCAGCAGGAACGGCGGAAGCGGUAGCAGAAGUUUUAGUUAAUGAACAUCCUUAUGACAAUGCAAGGAUCCGCGCUGAACAAAGAGACGUAGUAACUCAUGCCGGUAAUUCUGUACGCUUACGUUGCGAGAUGCGCGAACGUGCGACGAUCCAUUGGAGCCGAGAGGGGCUAUCGUUGCCAGCCAACGCGCGAAUCGGAGAAGAUUACUUGGAGCUGACGCAAGUGAAACCGGAAGACAGCGGAAGAUACAUCUGUCAGAUCCAGACGAGCCGCGGUGUAUCCAGCGAUUAUAUUAAUUUCAACGUUUCUCCUGCUGCAGUGCCUUCAAUAAGCAUCGAAGUAUCUCAAGAUCCAAUAAACAUCGGUGACACUGUUGAUAUACAUUGCACAUACACUGGAACACGCAAUCCACGUUAUCGCUGGACGAGACCGAAUCAUGUGAGCCUACCAACAAACGCACAGGAGUACGGCAACGUCUUGAGGCUAACUAAUGUAGUCGUUAGCGAUAGCGGACCCUAUAGGUGCACAGUAGACACACCCGAAGGCAUACUCGCGAAGGACUUCAAUCUUAUCGUCCACGGCGGAAUCCUCGAUGAACCAGCGAUUGAAACCAAAUUGGCGCCGUAUGGAUCAAGUCUGGAAAUGGAUUGCCGGUUAGAUCUCGAUCCGCCAAUACAAUUCCAGUGGAACAAACUCGGUGGACUUCUGCCACGUGACAGUCAGACUUAUGAGAACAAAUUAAAGUUAACUAAUGUAAAGGCUGAAGAUGCUGGAACGUACAUUUGCUCCGGAAAUAAUGAAGAAUCGCGAGUCGAAGUGCCUACGGUGCUAGUUGUAACAGGAGUUGUGCCCAAUUUUAGUCAGGCACCCGAAAGCUACAUCGCUUUCCCUCCUCUACCUGACUCCUACCUCAAGUUCAACAUCGAAAUCUCUUUCAAACCGGAAAGUUACGAUGGCAUUCUGUUAUACAACGACGAAUCUGGUCACGGUGACGGCGACUUUAUCGUUUUAUCUCUAAACAACGGAUACCCACAAUUCAAAUUCAAUCUCGGCUCUGGACCAGCUGUUAUUCGCGCGGAUAAGCCUGUCACUUUGAGCGAGUGGCACACCAUCAAGAUCCAACGCAAUCGAAAGGAAGGAACGAUGCUGGUGGACGGCGAAGGCCCUUACAAGAUGGUCGCUUUAGGCAGACGCCAAGGUCUCGAUCUUAAAGAACCUCUUUACAUCGGCGGAGUGCCCAGCUACAGUAGAAUCAACGUGCAAGCCGAAGCGAACACUGGUUUCGUCGGAUGCAUCAGCCGACUAAUCCUCGGGGAGAAACAGGUCGAUCUGAUUGGCGAUCAGACUGACAGCGUGGGCAUUACGACUUGCGAAACCUGCGCAGAGAAUCCCUGCAACAAUGGUGGUGUAUGUCAGGAAGCGGCCACGAAAAACGGCUACACAUGUCUGUGCCGAGCCGGUUUCAGCGGCAAACAUUGCGACAACAUCGGACAAUCCUGUUAUUCAGGUGCUUGCGGAGAAGGUGAAUGCAUUGAUAAAGAAGUCGGCGGCUUCCAUUGUUACUGCCCGAUCGGGAAGACAGGACCAAGAUGCGAGCAUUCGGUGAACGUCUACGACCCGGCUUUCCAUGAUGACAGAGCUUUCAUCGCUCACGAGACUCCAAAAGCUCUUAGACGGCUUAAGGUAGCCAUGAGUUUUAAUCCGGCGGACUCUGGAGACGGAAUCUUGAUGUAUUGUUCUCAAAAUGACGAAGGCCUCGGAGAUUUUGCAGCACUCGUGAUAAAGGAUAGGCACGUCGAGUUUCGUUUCGAUAUCGGUUCUGGAAUAGCGACAAUAAGAUCAUCUCAUCCCAUUCAAUCUGGUGUAUGGGCGCAUGUGACGAUGAAUCGAGAUUUCAAGGAUGCGAAACUGUCAGUGAAUGGUGAGCCAUUUGUGGAGGGCAAGUCACUCGGAGCGGCGAGAACUAUGAACCUAAAUACGCCUCUUUACAUCGGAGGGGUUGAUCACAGAAGAAUCACGAUCAAUCGGAACGUCGGUGUUGAUCGGAGCUUCCGUGGAUGCAUAAGCGAACUCGAAGUUUCGUCGGUCAGUUUGGAUAUAGUAAAGUCAUCAAUCGACGCAGCUAAUAUUGAGGACUGUUCAGAGCCUCAUCCGAAUCAAACAAUGAUUCAUACCACUAUCACUACUCCAGCACCCACACAGCCGCCAACAACAUCGUACUAUCCUUGUGCAGCGAACCCUUGCAUCCAUGGCCAGUGUCAAAAUUUAAACGAUGAUUAUUCGUGUACAUGCGAAUACGGAUACGCAGGUAGAAACUGCGAGAAGAUGCAAAAGCAAUGUGAAUUUCUUACCCCAUGUAGAAACGGUGGUACCUGUACGGAUCUCCAUGAUUCCUAUAAAUGCGAUUGUCGCCUUGGUUACAACGGGCAAAAUUGCGAAAAGUUGGCAGAGAUUACGUAUGAUGUUGCCUUUAGAGGAGACGGCUGGCUGGAACUAGACAGAUCUGUUAUGAUGCACGAAGAAGAGCGUGAGGUUUUCGGCCUCGAGAUCAGCACUAAUAAGAGUUAUGGAUUGAUCAUGUGGCAUGGUCAAACGCCGAACGAUCUAACUCCCGAUGAUUAUAUCGCUGUUGCUGUAGUAGAUGGGUACGUGGAGUAUCAAUACAACUUGGGCUCUGGUCCCGCUGUGAUUCGCAUCACCGCCCAACGCGUCGAUGACGGGGAACGGCACAGGAUAAUCCUGAAACGUCAAAGAAGCGACGGUAGCAUCGAACUAAACGGUGAACACACCGAGAGCGGUGUAAGUGACGGACUUCAACAAAUUCUUAAUGCAAAGGGUAACGUUUACUUGGGUGGUUUACCUGAUUAUGCAAUGACUUAUGGUAAAUACCACGACGGAUUCUCCGGUUGCAUUUACACGCUGGAGGUGCAGGACUCAGGGGCUAUCGAUAUCGGCGAGAAGGCCAUCAGGGGAGUAAAUGUCUCACCGUGCACCAGAGUAAGAUGGAUACCAUCUUCGCUGGUAUUCACGGAUGCGGAUGCGGACGGAUUCGAUGCGUUUGUACCACCGCCGCCGGUGAACAUUAUUCAUCCAAAACCCGCGUCCAAUCUUGCCGCGUACGACAUGACGAGUUAUUCAUUAUUAAUUAUACUUCAAAAUCUUAUCGCUUUGACUAGGGACAUUAAGGAACAAAGUGUACUUUUCACGCUGUUAUGCGUAGACGCAGUUAACGUUCUCAACGGCUUGUUAAGCUAAAUGAAUAGAACAUUAUCGAUUUCACUUGUCGGAAAUACACAUUUCCCUUUAGACCAAAUCAUGUUAUUAUCAAAUCACGCUGCAAAUGUACAGUAUUCUUUAAAGGGUGUGUAUUUCUGCGAGUUUGCAUAAUAUGUACAGUUAAUAAAUUUGUAAAUUAUUUAAUGCUUAACACCGACGUUGGAAGUAACACGGCGAA
Mycetomoellerius zeteki is the source of this 14553-nucleotide messenger RNA. It is a transcript of the gene trol, whose product is annotated as terribly reduced optic lobes. The transcript is spliced from 59 exons. Lineage: Eukaryota; Metazoa; Arthropoda; Insecta; Hymenoptera; Formicidae. The record is from RefSeq and is a predicted model, not a curated record. Gene Ontology annotation, cellular component: plasma membrane. Gene Ontology annotation, molecular function: protein binding; calcium ion binding.